Paramuricea clavata is the source of this 906-nucleotide messenger RNA. The record is from the annotation of a GenBank genome assembly. NCBI's taxonomy places the organism in Eukaryota, Metazoa, Cnidaria, Anthozoa, Malacalcyonacea, Plexauridae.
AUGUUGAUCCAUCUCGCUCUAUCUUCAAAUAUAAAAAAUAGCGCUGUUCGUGUGUUAAUUUGUUACCCUAAUCUUCGUAUUGAUGUCAAAGAAGAUUUCACUGAGUUAACAAAAUCUUUGCUGAAAGCAAUUGCUUUGAAAAAGUGGAAGACAGCUUCAAACAUUAUUUUCAAACAUGAAAACAUUGUUGCACAUAUACCCGACGCUUUACGAAGGAAGAUAAACGAGGAAUUUCGAUACUUGAGUUCUGACUGCCUUCAGAAAGGAAUUUCACCGAAAGAGAUUACAGCAUUUAACAACGAAAGUUUUGUGGAAGAACUAAGUAUAAAGUGCCCUAUGUGGCAUUCUGCUGUCAAUGGCGCGUGUGGCAUGUCACUUAAUCCAGGUGAGGAAAAACGUAAAAGGUCAUUCAAUGUUAUAGCAGUCGCGACCUCAGUGUUGUCAAGAUUCAGAAAUCCGACACUAUCUGCUCUCGCAUAUAGAAUUUCGAUGAUAUUACUUCAUGGCGGCCUUAGUUAUCUAGAAAUUAAACGACUAAAUCAUUUGGGUAUUCGCAUGUCGCCGGACUCCAUUGUUGAGCUACAACGAAAAAUAGGAACUUCGUCAGAUGCCAAGGUUCAUAUAUGGAAGAAAUCAAUAGAAGAUAUUUUGACGCAACAAUCAUUUCUUACUGAAAUAAUACAAAAGCAGUUCAUAUCUAAGGAUGACAAACACGCGACAGACGCUGCGGAGUUGAACGAAACAGUAUUAAAAUCUUAUUCAAACUACACCACGACGACCUAUAAAUUAUGCGUACAAUUAAUAGAUGAUUUCCGAGUCAUGAGGGGCGAUGCAUACAAUACUCUCGCGUCUGUUAAUGAUGCAUUACAACACCUUCCAAACGAAAGAGUUCCACGUUUCCGGUGA